Molecule: messenger RNA, 467 nt
Organism: Hippocampus comes (tiger tail seahorse)
Lineage: Eukaryota; Metazoa; Chordata; Actinopteri; Syngnathiformes; Syngnathidae
Product: insulin-like growth factor-binding protein 1
Exons: 2
Coding region: 149-427 (92 amino acids)
Biological process (GO): regulation of insulin-like growth factor receptor signaling pathway
Cellular component (GO): extracellular region
Molecular function (GO): insulin-like growth factor I binding; insulin-like growth factor II binding
Source: RefSeq, a predicted model, not a curated record
UCAAGCACAAUUCAAUGUGCGAAAACCUGAAAUGGAAACGUUCCCUCACCUGCGUUUAAAGCUAUUGUGAGCAUAUUCAGAAUAAAAUCAAAGAAGCGUUCAUUAGAUACUCAACAGCAUUGUGUGUGGCCAAAAGAAUUAGCAGUUGAUGGUUACUUGUUUUCCCGCUCAGGGUCCUUGUCACAUUAAGCUAGAUGCCGCCCUGGACGCCAUCGCCAGCUCUCAACAGAACCUCGGCGAGAAGUUCACCACCUUCUACCUCCCCAACUGCGACAAGCAUGGCUUCUACAAAGCCAAGCAGUGUGAGUCAUCUCUGGUGGGACCUCCCGCUCGCUGCUGGUGCGUCUCGGCCUGGAACGGCAAGAUUCUCCCCGGAGCCGGCAACAUCCCCGGCGACUCAGAGUGCCACCAGGAAGUCACUCACUGAAGCAGGAAAUUAUACACACAUACACACACACACACACAUA